This is a messenger RNA of Cucurbita maxima (winter squash), 1626 nucleotides long. RefSeq names its product zinc finger CCCH domain-containing protein 44-like. The record is from RefSeq and is a predicted model, not a curated record. Gene Ontology annotation, molecular function: DNA binding. Bases 92 to 1528 code for a protein of 478 amino acids. NCBI's taxonomy places the organism in Eukaryota, Viridiplantae, Streptophyta, Magnoliopsida, Cucurbitales, Cucurbitaceae. The transcript is spliced from 9 exons.
GAAGAUUUGAGGGGAUCAUGGUAGUGUACGAUUCCUGGAAGAGCAACGUUGUUCUUAGUUUCUAGUCCAGAAGAACUUCACAAGGCAUGUGAUGGAGGAGAGAGAAGGCAAGGCAGAGGACUGGUGCUUCGUCUGCAAGGACGGUGGAGAUUUGCUUCUUUGCGACAAUCGGAACUGCUCAAAGGUGUACCAUCUUGAAUGCGUGGGAUACGAUCGCGAAACUACCUCUCAAAUAGAAGACGACUGGACCUGUGAAUGCCAUUCUUGUUCUUCCUGCAAGGGAGCCUCGGAGGUCCACUGCUUCUGCUGUCCAACAUCUUUUUGCAAAAACUGUAUAAAAUCUGUGAAGUUUGUACACUUGCGAGCCAACAAGGGUCUCUGCACAGAUUGCUGGACCCUCGUUCGUCUUGCAGAACAACUUUCAGUUUCUGAGUACAAAUCUGUGGAUUUCGAAGAUAGAGAUACACAUGAGUGCCUGUUCAAAGAGUAUUGGGAAAUUGUGAAAAAAGAAGAAGGUUUAAGAAGAGGCGAUCUUGUGGCUGUGGAAGAACCCUACUCGUCGAAGGGAAGAAGGCACAUGAGGGGCACCACCCCAACGCGGGUCGUCAAGACCCUACAAGAUAGAGAUACCAAGUCCAAUACAUUCAAAUUGAUCACCAGCUGGGGAUCUAAACCUCUCAUUGAAUUUCUCACUUCCAUUGGCGUAGAUAUAACCACGCAGCUAUCUCAAUGUGAUGUCAGUUCCAUCAUCUUGAAGUACGUUCAGGAGAGGGACCUUAUUCAUCCCAUAAAGAAGAUGAAAAUCAUCUGCGACAGAAACCUGCAUCUCAUUUUCAAGAAGAACACCAUACCCUUGAACCAGAUUAAUGCUCUUUUGGGACCGCAUUUUUCUCAUGGUAAUGACACCCAGAGAACCAACAAUGAGAAGAAGAGAUGUUUAGAAUCGGAUCCACAAAAUGGGGAUGCUAAGCACCAGAAAACAUUGAGCUGCUCUCAGGAAAAAUCUCCGAACGAUAAAGCUUACUUUGCAUCAAUAGUUGCCCAUAACAUGAAACUCGUCUACUUGAGGAAGAGCUUAGUGGAGGAUCUUCUAGAACAGCCUGAAAGCUUCGAGGACAAGGUGGUGGGAAGUUUUGUUAAGGUCAUGGAAACGGAAUCGAGGGAAAUUCGUUCUAAAGGGAAGAUUUCUCAACAGCUCUUGCAAGUUACAGCUGUAAAGAAAAUGUCAAGCACUGAUGGGAGUAGUAUUGGGCUGAAUGUUUGGACGUUGCCGGACAUUCAAAUUUCCAUGCUCUCUGAUUCAGACAUAACUGAGGAAGAUUGCCAGGAUCUUAGGGAAAAGAUGGCCAAGGGUCUGUUCCAGAGACCUACCGUUGAAGAGAUAGAAAAGAAGGCUCGGAUUCUUCAUCAGGACAUCAGGAAGGACUGGAUGAAGAGAGAGCUAGUGAAGUUGCAAAACCUGAUCGAUCGCGCAAAUGAAAAGGGGCGUAGAAGCGAAUAUCCUUUUGAGAUCAAAGGCAAACGCUGAAGAAAGAAGCAGGACGACAACAACAACCACCACUACUACUCAAACAGCUCCCCAUUGCCAUCGUUGACACUGCCGAAGCCGAAGCCAAAGCCGAUGAC